AUGACUUUCUCCGCAAAGAACAGCGCCACCGGGCCCCUAUUCAAGCGCGACGGCGACAUCGAUGAUCUCCGACCUAGCGAUAUGCGCCAUGCGACUAAGGUCGCCAACCGUCUUCUUCACGAAUCCGCGUACGAGUACGCCGUCGAGGCAGUCAAGCACGGCUCCAACUUCAUACUCGUCCAGCCAGGCAUCGUGUAUCUCCUCUUCUCUCGCUCCGACUGGAUCCGCGAGGCGGAGGGUAACGACGCCCUCAUCGUCGUCGAUAGCCUUCGCCCGACGCCUAUGAUCGGAGGCAGGCAUGACGAAGAGAAGCUGAAAGAGGUCAUGCUCCAAGCCGCUGAGUGCGAGCGCGCCGCAUCCGAUGACGACGAACCGACCACAGAGCGUCCGAAUAUUCAUCUCACCCGAGCUCGUGUCCAGAAGGAGUCGAAUGUAGCCAAGAUCCCGAAUUCAGACCAGCGAGCUGAUAUUAGUGAGAAGGAAAAGCCGGGAAAGAAUGUGAAAGCCCCGAAGAAGUCUAAAGCGGUGUCAACAAAGCUCAAGAACGGCAUGUCUCCCCUCGCCCAGCGGAUCCAGGAGUACAAAACGGCGCAAAAGAUCUUCCCGAACGUCGGGCAGCAGGCCUCUGGGAAUGGCUACACGCGGCGUGACUUCAUCACGGACGCCGCGGAGUAUCUAUGGCCAGGUUCAUCCCCACAGCUUGUUGCCCGUAAGUCGCAUCGGAUCGCUCGCAUUGCCCAGUUCUACACGAAGCAGAGGGUGGACCUAGAUGCGCUUGCGCCGCGUCCGUGGAUUGAAGUCGCGAAUAAAUAUGCCACGGAUAGUACUGCUCUGGACUUCCUUGAGCAGGCUGCCGAAGUCAUCGGAGCUCAGAACUGGUCGACGGACGAGAAGGCGGAAUUUGUCGAGCGAGAGAUGGCAUCUGUCGAAGACAAGGUGGCUGCAUGCAAGGCAGCUCUCAAGAAGGAAGCAGACACCAACGCAUUCCUCUCGCUGCUUGCUGCAACGAAUAAGUCGACCAAUAGGACGGGCACUGCAUCUCCAUCCUCGACGGCACCUACAUCCCCCGCUUUUAGCUCACCGACUGGGGACGAUCAGAAGAUGUUGGACUCAAAUGACGUUGCCUUGGAGGAGCACAACCAGGCUAUGGACCCUAUGGGGCUCAAGAACAAAGACUGGAAGCAACAGGCAACCCUCAGCCCAACCGUGGAUCUGUGCUUCUCGAAUCCGCCGAGCAAUGGUAGCCCGCUCCAAUUCGGCGCCCACUCACCUCCGAAGGAUUUACCUCAGCGCUGCAAGGCUCCGUGCAAGAAGUCUAGGUUCACUGGCACCUGUAUGGCGCAAGCGGCUCCCAACUUCGAAGCCUGGAAGACGAAGAAUCCGUUCGAGUUGAAGCCGGGGGUGGCUGUGGAUACUGGCCAGAUCUCCGCUUCUCCAUUGAUGCCUACUAUAGGUACAUGUCUCCCGUCGGAUCUUCAAGGCGAAGGAAAGGCACCUAUCCAGGACGACGUGAAGGUCUCUGAGGACCAAGAGGCCACCGUGUCUGGCAAAACGGUCCAGUCUGAGCAGAACGAGAAACCCGCAGAAGAAAAGAUGAUCGACAGCUACCUGGUGGAAGAAAAUGCUAUCCAAGAGCCGGUAGUUUCGGCACUCAGUGGCCUUUCUGAGCAGUCCUCUCCUCCAUCCGGGGAGUCACAGCAGGCUGAAGUCGCGGCUACAGUUGGCGCCUCUGAGGCAGUCCCGGAAGGGGACCAAGCUUCCCCGGAAUAUGAACAGCACGAGAUUACUCCAUCUAGUGGUGAAUUGCUGGACGAAUCUUCGGUGUCCACCGAGGCUAAGGUCGAACAGAAUGCCUAUCAAGAAGAAGCCAAUCUAGUCGCCGACGUCACUAGCACGGACCCAGUUACUGAGCCUGAAAUAUCCCCCGUUGAGUCAGAACUGAGCGACGACAACCAGGACCCGACUGAUGCCGUUUUGGUCGAGGAGACUGCGCCGAUGGAAGAUCGCGAAGUGGAGGAAGGCAUGCGCUUCUCCGCGGCUCCCGAGGAGGGCCAAGAAGAGAGUUCACUCAUCGCAUCAAAGGCAGAAGGAGACAUCUCCGAUGCUCCUAACAUCACCGAAGAGCUUUCCAACGCUCCUUCUGAUUAUGGACUGCAGGAUGAAUUAGACUAUGACGAGCAAUCCCCAGUGGACAUGGAGGAAACCGUCACGCUUCCGCUCGCCAAUGCGCCGGCACAAACCAUUCUUUCCAACGAGAAGGAUGUCUGCGACGAUACCUCCCUUCCUUCUUGUGCCUUGAGGAAUGCUUCCAAAGACACGCAGGCCAUUGUCCAAGCUCCAGUUUUGGAGUACGAAUCCGAACGUGAGGCUGUAGACACGGACGAUGAAGAGGCUGCAAAUGAUGUCCUAGAUGAGGAUCUUGCUAAAGAAUACCUCGCAUGCUCUUCUUCCAUGCUCGACAGUGACGGAGAGUCCUCAUAUCAAGAUUCUAUCUCCUAUGUAACCCGAGAUACUACGCCCGAGCCUGAGUCGGACGCGGAAACGGACGCGGAAGAGAGCAAACUCAAGCUUCUCACGCUUUCAACUCCGCUCACUCUUCCGCUUGACCUGCUGCAUGAGGAUAAAGUGGAUGCUAGCUCGGCGCCGGCAAACCUGCCUCAACUUCCCGCGUCCGAGAACCUUGUGGAUUGGUUCUCCGGCUGGUGCGGCGACUACUUUCCGCCGGCUCCACAGAUGCCACAGCUUCCGGCUCUGGACUUGGGUGUCCGUUCGCUCGAGACGGAGUGCGAGGCUGGCUUGGAAGUGCUUCAGAGCGGGCGUCUCGAGCCGCAGUCGCAGGUUGAAGUCAAACCGCGGGAACCAAUGACAAUCAAAGAUGAGGCAAAGAAUAUAUCAAAGCCUUCUCUACCAACGGCUAACGUGGAAGCUAUCGCCAGCAAUGGAGAUGCUUCGAAGCGAACUCAAGAGCCUAAACUGCUACAGCCAGUUUUCGCAAAGGCAACUCUCAGCGAUCUCGACGUCGAGGCGACUGUGCUCAUCGUGAGGUCUGCCCUCGAAGUUGACGCUGCUGGAGAUCCUACGGGCUAUCAGGACGAUGGUGGUACGCCGCAGCGUGAUGCUGGGUCGUCGCUGCACCCCAUUAUUGUUGGACCACCUGCCACGCAAUCACUCGCCGUCCUCGAAGAAAACGACGUCAAGCCUACCACUUCCGCAUUGCAAGGAGCUGAUCCGAACUGCCGCGGCCUUCUCAUACACCAUCUCGAUGUCCAUGAGAACACUCUCGGCCUUCCCACGAAAGACGUCGGCGCUGACGAGCACACUUCCGACACUGCAAACGAGACAGGCAUGCGUCGACCAUCAAUCCCCUUGAGCGGUGGAGGGACUAUAGCCACACCCAAUUAG
Trematosphaeria pertusa is the source of this 3402-nucleotide messenger RNA. RefSeq lists its product as uncharacterized. The transcript is spliced from 2 exons. Bases 1 to 3402 code for a protein of 1133 amino acids. The record is from RefSeq and is a predicted model, not a curated record. NCBI's taxonomy places the organism in Eukaryota, Fungi, Ascomycota, Dothideomycetes, Pleosporales, Trematosphaeriaceae.